CUUUAUAGCCGAACGGUUGCAUCGCGCUUCGAUUGUGUCUUUUGGAUUUAAUUUUUUUUUUUGAAAAAGUGUAUAUCCCGUUAAAAAGUAAUAAUCAAUAAAAAUAAAAACAAAAUAAAAAUUUCAAGUGUUUUUUGCAAAUCAAAAAAAAAAAAAAAAAAAAAUAUUUGAAAAAUAAAAGUGCACAGUAAAGUGAUCUGGAAUAAUAUAAUAAUUGCAGUAAAACCAACUCAAAAAAAAAAGAGUUAAUUUAUUCUUAAGUUAACUUUUGAUAUAAAUUUUUAUUUAAUUUUUUUUUUUGCAAAUUGAAAACCUGUAAUUGUGCUUUUAUACAUCGAAAGAAUUACCAUGAUGUCGGCCUUAAAGGCCAACAAAACAAACAAGAACCCCAGCCAAAGUCAAAGUUUGAAUGAGUGCAAUCGUCGUCAACGUCCACUACCAAUAAAUACAACAACAACAUUUGCAACUAAAAAAACGUCGACGGUAGCCGUGUUGAAUUCGGUUGGAUUGCAACAACUACUUACAAAAUCCACAUCACCAUCAGUUGCCGCCGCCGCCGCCGCUGCAGCUUGCCGCAAAUUCUCCAUUGAGAACCCAACCUACGUGCAACAACAUCAGAGUCACUACUUAGGGAACAGGUUACGAACAACGACUUCAACACUUACGGUUUACUUGCUCAUUUUCAUAGUUUUGUAUGGAUUUACUAAUUUUGGCGUGCAAUGCGGUACGGGGGCGGUCAGACCGGGCACUGGCAAUCCAUCGCCACGUCUACCGCGCACCAGCGCCAGUCAGCUGAAUAAUGGAACUGGAUAUAAAUUUGGAACGAAAGCUUCGAAUCAAACGAGAAAUGGAAAUUUACGAACAAGGCUUACCGAUGUACCACUCCAAGAACAACAACUAUUAAACAUAUUCGAAGUAAUAAUCUCAACAUUAGAGGGCAAACUGAAACGAAUCGAUAACCUUGACAAAGCUGUCGAGCAUCUGAUGCGACGUGUUGAAGCUCUUGACAAUCGUGUAGGUGACAAUAUAAUUAAAACCGAUUCAGUGAUUACAAAGCUACGUAAUCUCGACACCAAGAUUUCCUAUGAUUUCCAAAUAACAACACUGCCAACGUCCGAUUCCGAUGGUGGUGGAACAACUGGAGCACGAAAUCCUCGAACUUCAACAAAUCUUGACAGUCGACUGGUGCUGCUUGAUCAAAAAGUCAGCGAUAUCGAUUCCAAGCUAGAGGGUCUGAAAAAUCAAAUCGAUAAUAACUUCCUUCAAGUGGACGAUAUAAAUGCCGAGGCAAGUGAGAAGAAACCAAUCAGUAUGAAUGUAAUUGAGAUUACUAAAGCAAUGAAUGCCGAAGUAAUGAACCAUGUGACGCUGGAGUUGGGUGAAUUGCGCGGCACAACUGACAAUAUCGAUAAGAAAUUACAAUUUCAUAUAAAUAUUGUGUCGGAGAAUGUUGGCCGAAUGUUGCGCAUGGUUAGUGAUAUACAUGAAGCUGUUGUCGAUCAUAAUGAACAGUUAAAUGCCUUGAAUGCGACUACAACAGCCUUGCCAUUGAUCAAGUCGAGCAAGAUUGAUGCGCUGGUCAAGCAAAUCCGACCGAUGGUAUCGGUGUCGGAGAAGAUGGACGAGGUGUGGGAUGUUGUUGUUGGGACAAAAAGUUCGGUAGAUCAUUUGUUGCCAAAGUCGGAUGAACUUUUGACACAAACUCAGAGGCAGGAGAGGGCGAUUAGUGACAUUCAUAAUGAUCUGAAGACCAAGACUAAUUUGAUUAUUAACAACUUGGAUAUGGUUGAGAAGCGAUUGAAGAAACAAGAGGAUGAUGUAUCGCUGUUGGCACAGAGACCAGUGCCACCUGAAUUGCUAAUGGAUCCUACGAUUGAUAGACUUGUGGAAUAUGAUCCAAAUAGGUAUUCGGUUAUUGAAGAAUUUACAGAGCCAAUUCCAACAACACCGAUUGUUGCAUCAUCGACUAGCACUACUCCAGUGACUACAACGACAACAGUUGCAAAUCCUAGCACAACGACUAUUACCUUCCAGAAUCAAACAUCGGCGAAGCCAUUGUCACGGAAAGGCGGCAUUAUAUUUCCCAGUGUGAAAAAUAAACCGUCAGUUGUUAAUUCAACGUUUUCAACGGAUAUUCUUACUCUGAAGGAUGUUAAAGGCUUUUCAUGUGUGGACCUUUUAAAUGUGGGUAUGCGUCAAUCAGGAGUAUUCUAUUUACAAAUACGUGGAACAACAUAUUGGUUUUUAAAAGUAUUUUGCGAGCAAGAAAUAGCUGAUGGUGGUUGGACGGUUAUUCAACGUCGUGACGAUUUUGGUGAACCGAGAGAAAACUUCAAUCGUGAUUGGGCUGAUUAUAAAAAUGGAUUUGGUGAUCCAGCUAAAGAAUUUUGGUUGGGUAACGAAAAUAUUUACAUGCUGACAAAUAACGAAGAUUAUGCUUUACGUGUUGAACUUGAAGAUUUCGAAGGGAAUAAAAGAUACGCUCAAUAUUCUCACUUUAAAAUACAUUCUGAAGCUGAUUACUACAAACUUGAAAUCGAUGGCUACGAAGGAAAUGCUGGUGACUCUUUGAACGAUCCUUGGUAUGGCUCAAACAACAGUCCAUUUUCAACUUAUAAUAGGGACAAUGAUCGAAGCUCUCUUAACUGUGCCAGUAUGCUUAAGGGCGGCUGGUGGUGGAAGUCAUGCGGACGUGGUCUUAACGGUCUCUACUUACAUGACCCACAAGAUCUAACUGCACGACAAGGUAUCGUAUGGUUCCGUUGGCGUGGAUGGGACUACACCCUCAAAAAGGCAACAAUGAUGAUUAGGCCCCGUUUGCCGCAACCUAUGAGCACGGUGACGACGUCAUAAGCUUAACCAUCUUUAUUAUUUAUUUAUAAAAGAAAACAAAUUUGUAAAAUUCAAAAAAAAAAUCUAGAAAGUAUUUUUUCGCCCACACAUAAAUCAUUCAACUCGAGAAGAAGAAAAAAGAAACCAUCAAACAACAUAAAAAGAAAAAAAUGAUCAUCGCAAAAAUUUCAUUGUGAAAACUAUGAAUUUAUUUUUAGAGAUAUUUCACCUUUUUUGGAUUCGUUGGUGAAAUAUUUCUGCUUAGCCAAUCACAGUUAAUCCGAAAUAGUUUUUUUUUCUAAUUAACUUAUUUCUUAAACAAAAAAAUAUAACACACUUUAUGUAAUAAGUUCUAGAAAAUUAUAUUUAUAGGGAAAAAUUAAAGCAAUUUUGUUUGUAUAUUUUGCAUAUUGGCCGGAACUGUGACAAUAUUAAGUAAAAAAACAAAAAAAAAAAAAACAAUGCACUUGAGACAAGUAUAUCACACACCCCGACUAACAAUUUUACUUCUAUAAAACUUUACUAAUGCUCUUACUGCUUUUGUAAUGUUUUAAAGAAGCAAAAUUGUUAAUUGUAACACCAAGCUAAAAAAAAUGUAUAAAAUUACUUUGAAGGUUUAUUUUAAACAGAAUGUAUAACUUUGCUGCUUUGAGGCUCCUGUUGUAACUAUUCCUAUGAAAUACGUAAACUCUAUUUAAUAAUUUAAUUCAAGCCUCUUUAUAAAAUGCAUUGCUCUCUCUGUCUUUGAAUGAAAAACAAAAAAAAAAAUGUAAAAUUAAGAAUUUUUUUGAUAAUUCUACGCUGUUGGCAAAACUAUUCACCGUAAAAUAUUUUCUUUAUUAGAUUAUAUAUAUAAUUUUUUUUCAUUCAUAAUAAAUUAUUUUCUUCAUAAAUGAAUUCACCAUAUAAUAUAUAUAUCAUACAACAUUCAUUCAAUGAAAAUACAAAAAAAAAUCGAAGAAAGAUAUAAAAUUCAUGAGUUAAGUUUAUAUACUUAAAAUAACACACAUUUACACACGAGCACACACACAUGACACACAUAAACACACACAUGUAAAAGCAUGUUUAAAAAACUUUGUAAAUAUUCGUUUUUGUUGUAAAGAAUUUAUUUUAUUUUUUUUUGUUUUUCUAUUAUUUUUUUAUUAUAAAAGGAUGGAAAAUGAAGAAAUUGUACAGUGUUCUG
Episyrphus balteatus (marmalade hoverfly) is the source of this 4015-nucleotide messenger RNA. RefSeq lists its product as uncharacterized. Bases 349 to 2853 code for a protein of 834 amino acids. NCBI's taxonomy places the organism in Eukaryota, Metazoa, Arthropoda, Insecta, Diptera, Syrphidae. The record is from RefSeq and is a predicted model, not a curated record. The transcript is spliced from 9 exons.